Messenger RNA from Elaeis guineensis (African oil palm), 1827 nucleotides. RefSeq lists its product as uncharacterized. NCBI's taxonomy places the organism in Eukaryota, Viridiplantae, Streptophyta, Magnoliopsida, Arecales, Arecaceae. The record is from RefSeq and is a predicted model, not a curated record.
CUGGGUUGCAGCGGGCUCUCUUCCUUCUUCCACCCAUCCGGAUCCUGCGAGGGAUUUUUUUGACUAAAAUAAAAAUAACAAAAGGAACCCCAUUUUCAAAAGAAUUAGGGUUUCUGACAUCUUGUCGAUUGAAUCUUCGGCUCGAGAAAUUUAUCUGCUCCGGACGAUGAACCCGCCCCAUUUCGGUGUUUGUGAUGGGAAAAUUAGGGUUUCUUGGUGCAGCACUUGGGAUUCGGUUUGAGGAUUUAGGGUUUUCUGGAGGGCUGGGGAGUUGGUUCUCAUGCUGUUGACUCGGGAAUCCGGAGUGCGGGUAGGGGAAGCGCUGUCACCGCCGGCCGCCUCGCGGCGCCGUCCCAUAAAGCUGGGCUCGUGGGGAUUGGAUCCGCGGACGGCCGGAGGCUCCCCUGACGGCCGGAACUGCGGCGGCGAGGGCGACUGCCGUAUCUGCGCGGCCGCUGGGGACCUCUGGGUGAGGCUGAAUGGUGGUGAGGGGAGGGAGUUCGUGGGCCCAAUUGGGGGGUUCAGCCAUGAGAGCGAGCAUGACCUGGCGGUGAUGGUCAGCGACUUCUUGGAGAACGGGAGCAGUGGGGCGGAGUCACGGUACAGCAGCGACAGCGAUUCCGGGUUCCCCGAUCUUAAUCAUCUCGCGGAGAAAGUCUUGUUCUACAAGCACGCCACAGAUCAAUAUGAGAAUGAUCUUUUAUCAGUUGUCCAGUCCUAUCUUCUUUCUAUCAACGAGACAGACCUUCAUACUGUCAGGGAAGGGCAAUGCAAUGGCAGCUGUAUUCGUGGGUCACUCGUAAAGCUCCUCAAACUUUCUGGUUAUGAUGCGGCGGUGUGUUCAUCCAAGUGGCAGGGUUUUGACAAGGUCCCUGGAGGUGAUCAUGAAUAUAUUGAUGUGGUUAUCAAUGGCUAUGCUGGAGGUUCUGAGCGAUUGAUCAUUGACAUUGACUUUCGGAGCCACUUUGAAAUAGCCCGAGCUGUUGAAUCUUACGAUGCAAUCUUGACUUCUCUUCCAGUAGUCUAUGUUGGCUCACUGCCCAGACUGAAGCAGUUUUUGCAGGUUAUGGUGGAUGCUGCCAAAUGUUCUCUUAAGCAGAAUUCCAUGCCGCUGCCUCCAUGGAGAUCAUUGUCGUACCUGCAAGCAAAGUGGGACUCUAAAUAUGAGAGGGAACAUAAUUUUUAUGAACAGAACCACCUUGGUAGCAGUUAUGGUCACAGGCAGUGCAUUGGACAUUUGAAGAGGCUGAAAGCCUCCCUCCAGGCAGAAAUUGAGACAGAACGAUUGUUUAAACCAAUUAUUAAAGAGAAGAAACGGAGGGUGAAAUUUGAGAGGCGGAGACCCUCUGUGCUUAGUAGCUAAUAAGAUGUACAGGUAAUUGGAGGAGAAGUUAAUUCACGUUUUUGGAUAUAAAAAAAGGAGUUUGUCAUAUGCAAAUAUUAAAUGAAGCAGUUUACUUCUGGCAACUGAUAAGGCAUAACCUCCAAGUUGAUGGGGUUUUCACAGCUGGCAACGGUAAGAGUAACAUCCCAUGUUUUUGGAGGCACACCUGUUGGAGUCCCAUUUUUUUGCGGUCCAUCUUUCGUCUCAGUCAGCAGGAAGCCGUCAAAGUUACAGCAUGCUUGCCGUGAACUGGCCAAGUGGCCUUAGUAUUGCUUUACAUUUCUUCCCUUCCCUUCUUUUAGUCAUACAGAUAAAUUUUCUGUGCCCUGUGCCAUUCUUCACAAUAUGUUGUUAGUAAUGCUUUUAACCAUAUUGAUAUGAUAUUGUUACUGGACGGACGCAAAUGAAUAAGAUGUUGAAUUAAAUACAUAAGAUUUUAUUGA